AAAAUAAUUUUUUUAAGUUUUUAUAGUAUAAAUUAACUGUUAUAAUUUUUGCUGUUUUUUCUGCUACAGAUUUCUUAUAUUUAUGGAAAUAUUAUAAUCCGGCUUGCAUAUCUUUAUUAGAAAAGUUGGAAGAUUGAAAAUAUCAUAUCAAUAACACUUAUUAAAAAUGUGAUAGGAGAUGGUACAAUAUAUUUCAAGCACAUAUUCACAUCAAGUCGAUUUUGUUUAACUGUAAUGUAUGGUUUAAGGCAAAUUGACAGAGCACAUGUCACAGUAACAAGUACUAUUAUCAAUUUUUUUCCCCGACAACUGAGGACACAAUCGAAGAACCAACAAUUCUAUCUGACCUGUGACAGUCGGUGUGGUCGGCGCGUCAUUCGGUUCAUGUGCGCAAGCCUAGUCGAAAAAUCGAUAAGCUCGAAAGGCGCAUAAACCCCCGAUGCUGUGAAUUGCCACAGAGUUAGUGAGCGCGUAUCGUACACCGACGACACCGACAACGACGUCGACGACGAGAACGAUUGACGUGAACGUCAUUGAUGUGAGACACGAGUCUCAGUUUUGUUUACCGUGUCCUUGAGCGACACAAUCCUUUAUCUUUUCAUCCGAGGAGCGGAUCAACAAGGUGGCCAGAAAAGGUGGUCAGGGAAAGUUAUGAGGCCCUGCUUCAUACCUAUCGUUGUCGUCCUGAUCCUGAUCGAGCGACCCGAUCGUAGCGACAGUAUCUCCUUUAAAACAGUGAAGACAUGGGCACACAAGCUAGGCUUCGAGCUGUCACAGUUGGGCAAGUUUGUGACAAAGCUGGAGAAAUUCCAAGAGAGUUUCAAGACGGCGGACGUGACGCCACGUGACGGAGCCUCCAUCGUCCAGGACAUCGCUAAGGAUAUCAAAACUAUGAUGGAAUCCAAAAUCUCGGCUAUCAAGAGAAUAAUGGACACAGCAGAGCAAUCGGCGCUAUCGUCUUCGAAUGGGGAUCCACCGGAAUCCUACGAGUUUAUCAACGCAAAGAACAUCUCUAUCGAGCUCGAAUAUAGUCUUCACUUUGGUGGCCAGGUGAAUCUCAGCAUGUCGGCAGUGCACGUGCCCACGAAUGUGUACGAGCGCGCGUCAGAUGUCAUCCGGGCGAUUCAGUGGUCCGAAAAGCUCGAUCCCAUCUUCGUCAACAAUUAUGAGCAAGACCCAUCAUUGUCCUGGCAGUACUUUGGUAGCGCAACAGGCUUCAUGCGCCAAUAUCCCGCUAUGAAUUGGUAUAUGAUGCCUGUGGAUCUGUUCGACUGUAGGACGAGGAGCUGGUACAUCGAAGCGGCCACCAGUCCCAAAGAUAUUCUCAUUCUGAUGGACACUUCUGGUAGCAUGACGGGUAUACGACGGGAGAUCGCCAGACACGUGAUCAACAACAUCCUUGACACUCUCGGCAACAACGACUUUGUUAACGUCAUCACGUUCUCCGAUACGAUCAGAGGGGUAGUGCCGUGCUUCAACGACACUCUGGUCCAGGCGAAUCUGGCAAACGUGCGCGAGCUGAAACGAGCCAUUAUGAACCUUACCACGGAGAAUAUCGCCAACUUUUCGCUAGCUUUGACUACUGCCUUUGAACUACUUGAAACAUUUCGCACCGAGCAAGAGGGUGCCAAGUGCAAUCAGGCGAUUAUGCUGAUCAGCGACGGAGUGCCGUAUAAUUUCAAAGAGAUCUUUGCAACAUACAAUUGGAAGGACAACCCGGAGCAUCCGCUGAAGGCCGACAUGCCCGUCAGAGUAUUCACCUAUCUAAUCGGCCGGGAGGUCGCGGAUGUGCGUGAGAUACAGUGGAUGGCUUGUGCGAAUAGAGGAUAUUACGUGCAUCUAUGCACUCCGGCGGAAGUGAGAGAAGAAGUAUUAAAGUACGUGCCGGUGAUGGCUAGGCCUCUGGUGCUGGGCCGCACGGAUCACCCGACCAUCUGGACGCCCGUCUACGCCGAUGUGACAGAUCCGAAAAUGACAGAUUGGCUGUGGGAGCAGCGCGAGAGUGAGGAGCAAAAGGAGCUCAUUCUGCGCCACAAGUACAAAAUGUACAAUAUGGAGGAGCAGGAUCGGAUAUUUGUGAAGAAGCAGAAGCGACGGCACGAUCAAACGAGCGGAUUGCAGAAGUACAAGCUGAUGACUUCGGUCAGCAUGCCGGUGUUUGAUCGACGCGAAAACAUGAACAUCACAAGGCAGGUGCUGGUGAACGAAGCGUAUUGGGUGACAGAGACAAGAGAGACGAAGAUCGCCAAUCUCCUCGGUGUUGCCGGCACGGAUGUUCCGAUCGAAGAAAUUCAGAAGCUGAUGAUGCCACACAUGCUCGGCGUCAACGGCUACGCUUUCAUCGUCACCAACAAUGGUUUUAUUCUGAUUCAUCCUGAUCUCCGCCCAGUGUUCCAGGGCAUCUUAAAACCGGCAUAUAAUAGCGUCGAUAUGGCGGAGGUCGAAUUAAUGGAUCACGACAGAGGCCCCAGGGAAUUCGAUGAAGGAAUCAUUAUGCUUCGCAACGACGUGGUGAAUCAGACGAACGGUAGCGUGACGCUUCAUACAAAGUAUCAUUAUGACGAUAUGAAACGCGUCGGCAGAGUGAAGAGAAAAUACAAUUACAUGGGAAUCGCAAACACACCAUUCACAGUGGUGGUCAGCUUGCCCGAAUACGAACACACUGGAAAUUAUCGCGUGCGUGCUACCGAGGAAAUACAUCGAACACACGUUAAAGGGAAAAACGUGACAGAUUACUUCGCGGGUAGUAACUGGCGGGUGCACCCCCAUUGGAUGUACUGCAAGUACCACUACGAGGGUGAACAUAGAUUCAACACCUCGGAGAUGCAGCUCCUACACUUUCUGGAGCGUACCCGCCAACCAGGCUGGAAGUGGAUCGACAUGAAGCAACGAUCCCAGCCGCCGGAAUACGCCGCUUCAGCUCCUCCCCAUGCCUCUCAUACGAAUCCCUCCAAGGCCGACAAGAACUCAUACUAUUGCGACAGGAAUUUAUUACUCAGUUUGGUGUACGAUGCUAGGGUAACCGAGUGGUUUGCCCAGCAAACCCCAGCUAAUCCCAGCUCCACUCGCGAGGCAUCAGGGAAGGAAUUUCAACAACGUUUCGCGGUGACUCUGGCGUUCAUGGCCACGCAUAGCGGUCUGACCAGGUGGCAGGAUUUUCCAGUGGAUGAGAACAUGUCGCUACCGGAUGAUCAUUUCAGCAAACUGUAUCCUCGAGCCAUCGAUGAGGUGUGGUACAAACGGGCAGUCGAGCAAUAUUAUGUGAAUUGGGACAGCUUUGUUUUCUCCGUCCCGAUUGAUGAUCUAGGUUCCGACAAUACUACUCUGGUCACUGCUAGUCGUGCAAUAUUUAUUGUAAAAGACAAGAUGAAGGCGCCGAUCGCAGUGGUCGGCUUCCAGUUCCAGCACACUGCCUUGCAAGCACUUUUCCAGAACAUAACGUUCAGCUGCGAGGGACUCGAUCGCAAUUGCAACAGGCAUUGCGGUGAUGACAGCUGGGAAUGUUAUCUGCUUGACAAUAACGGCUUCAUAGUCGCUGCUAAGAAGGAAAAGGAUGCCGGUAAAUUCUUUGGUGAGGUCAAAGGUUCGAUUAUGCAUAGCCUGGUCAAGGAAGGUGUCUUCGAGAGAAUAAGGAUAUUCGACUACCAAGCGGUAUGCUUCAAGAGUGCGCCGUCCAAAAACGCCGGCAGUUCCCUAUUUACACCGUGGAAACAUCUCCAGAAGGCAAUAUCAUGGAUGGUCAGUCAAGCCGCUUGGGCUUGGGCAAAGACAGGCAUAAUGGAGCCAGAUUAUGCAAGGGCGUAUGGCUACGUCAAUGAUGAGGAGACCGCUACUCACGAUGAUCACGAUGAUCACGAUGAUCAUGAAAGUGAAGAGAAAUCUUUGCCAGCUGAUCCGAAGGACGAAAAAGCCUUCGAUGACUCGCUUCUGAUCAAUCGUACGCGUUUAGAAGUGUGCGAUCAAGAGGUGUAUCUGUACUUGCGCAAUACCUCGUUCGACAUGUACGACGUGGACGCGGACGACAAGUGCAUACGACCAUACGUAGUGCAGCAGGUGAGCUUCAGCAACUUGUUGCUGGUGGUGGUGAACACGGACUGCGGCGAAAUGGACUCGCCGAUGUUGAGCAUCACGCCAGAGGAAGUAAUAUACGAGAACAACACCCUGGUCUGUCAGAAGGCAUUCGCGGGCCUCAAGCGAAAGCGACCACAAUCCUGCAUACGCUCGCAUUCCAACGAGAGCCAGAUCAAGGAUCAGUGCGGCCUAGCGACGAGCGCUAGAUCAAGUCUGCGUCUCCUGGUGACGACGUUGUUGCUGACAUGCACGCUGAUUGGAAGGAACGUCAUCCUUCUCUAAGAUCGAACUGGAAUUCAUGGCCAAGAAUCGGUGUCAAAUUAAUCGACAGUCGUGUGUAUUCGCCGAGGAUCGAACUCUCGACUGUCGUAUUGAGAGAUCUGAAUGAAACCUCGCCGACGAACGUAUAUGGAUAUUUGUAAAUUACAUCGUUUUCUUCGGCGAUCGGGGUUGCUACAUGUAAAUUCGAUUUUUCACCUAACACUCUUCCUUGAUCUUUUCAAUCAAUAAAUGACACUUUUUUCGCGAAUUGAGAUUCUUGAAUAUAAUUAUGUUUAUUUAAAAAAACUUGAGUAAACAAAAAGAAAUAAUGAAAGUAAAAUAACUCCCUCUCUCUUUCUCUCUUUUCUAAACAGAUUUUUUUUAUUUCUGUUAAAAUAUUUUCAUGUACACAUACAGGGUGGAUUAUUUUAAUCAAUCCACGCGAAUGUCUCGAAAAGGAGAAGUUUUUCAACAAAAUGUUUCAGGAAAAAGUUUUAUGACUUCGAGGGGGACAUAAGAUAGUGGCAAUGAUUUGAUCUUGGAUAGUCAUUUGAAGGCCACAUGAAAGUCACCUUCAAUUUCUUAAAUUGAAUCCUCUAUUUUUUCAUGGCAUAUUCUUGUAGCUUACCUCGAAAGCUUUUCAAAACAUUAUAAUAAAGUAUUUUUUCAUUAAGUAUUUUUUAAUUAUUUUUAUCUGAAUUUAUUAUUAAAAAUACAUAUUUUAAUAAUUUAAUAAAAUAUGUAUUUUUUUAUUACAUUAAACAUUUUUCUAAAAAUAUGAGAGAGAGAGAAACAUUAUAUAAUAAAUAAUAUAGUGAAAUGUUUCUAAAUAUUGCGGAUUAAUUAUGUAUCAACCCUGAUCAUAGAUGCUCUGAGAUAUUCUAUGCUCUCUACCUCUCGUUACUGCUUUCAGCAGGCUGUAACCGCUCUUAUACAGACGUAAUCGAGUUACUCUAAACGAAUUUAACGUGCUAUCCGAUCCUACCCGGUGCGCCCAAUUUCUACGCGAGUAAUGCGGUGAAUCAAACGUGGCGAACGCAAUCGAUAUCAAAAUGUGUGCUAAGAUACAAAAUUCUUCUCCAUCGUGAUCGAUCGUCAAGAAAUUAAGAUUAGAUGAUCAGAAUUAGAUGCGUUUAGCGUAGUAUUUUUUGCUAAGAUACUUUUCGUGCAUUAUAAUUCGACGAAAGAUUUUCGUCGGUGCACUCCGAUAAAUGAGUUGUAAAUCAAUGAACUAAAAGAAAUCGUUAGAAAUGCAUCCUUUUUAAAAUUAAGCGUUCAUUUUCGCCGCGGAUGAAGUCCUGUCAAUUCCUUUCGCAAUCUAGCCACCUUUUAAUGUACCACGCUCGAAUCGACAGAUGAUCUGACAAUUUCGAGAAUGCCUUGGCAGAUAAAUUUAUGCAAAAAUAGGCAUUCCUAGUGCCAAGUACAUGUAAAUAAAAAAAUCGAACUUUACGAAGAAGGUAUAAAAACUCUGCGUGCUCUGGGAAAAUCUUGAGUCAGCGUAAAUGCUAUUAGUAAUUCGUUGAAACUCGUAGAUUUUUCUAGCUGUCGAAGCCGGGAGGGUCGCAUAAAUCACACACGGCGCAUGUUCGGCGAAUACUCUAUACAUACGAUACGUACGCGCUUUGUUGUACAUUAUAAAAUUGACGACGCGACAAGCGACGACGCGCCGCGUUUGACAUUUAUAAAAAGAUUAUAAAAAGUUAAUUUUGUAUAUUACUGUAUUAUAUACGAGAUUUAUGUGUAAAGAAGUGUGUGCCUUUGGACACGCGUUUAAGACAGGAAAAGAAAAAAAAGAGAAAAAAAAUACAAAAUCUCUUGUUGUGUAUGUUUAUCGAAAAUAAAUCACCAAAUAAUCUGUAUAUAUAUAUAUAUAUAUAUAUAUAUAUAUAUAUAUAUAUAUAUAAAACCAAACUCCGAUUCUCGAAUAGUAAUCUCGUUGCAAGAAGAGAGCGAGUUCCAUUCGAAGAACAGAGAAAUGUUAUUUGUAUUACAUAGAGUUUAUUACAAUUUGCUAUGUACGAUGGCUUGCCUAUGUAAAACGAGAAUGUUUUCAUAUCAAAAUGACAACUUUUCAAGAGAA
This is a messenger RNA of Cataglyphis hispanica, 6415 nucleotides long. RefSeq names its product voltage-dependent calcium channel subunit alpha-2/delta-3 (gene stj). Bases 652 to 4353 code for a protein of 1233 amino acids. Gene Ontology annotation, cellular component: voltage-gated calcium channel complex. Gene Ontology annotation, molecular function: voltage-gated calcium channel activity. The record is from RefSeq and is a predicted model, not a curated record. The transcript is spliced from 18 exons. NCBI's taxonomy places the organism in Eukaryota, Metazoa, Arthropoda, Insecta, Hymenoptera, Formicidae.